Vigna angularis (adzuki bean) is the source of this 1680-nucleotide messenger RNA. RefSeq lists its product as uncharacterized. NCBI's taxonomy places the organism in Eukaryota, Viridiplantae, Streptophyta, Magnoliopsida, Fabales, Fabaceae. Gene Ontology annotation, biological process: mitotic spindle organization. The transcript is spliced from 2 exons. Gene Ontology annotation, cellular component: cytoplasm; nucleus; protein phosphatase type 2A complex. Gene Ontology annotation, molecular function: peptidyl-prolyl cis-trans isomerase activity; protein tyrosine phosphatase activator activity. Bases 111 to 1268 code for a protein of 385 amino acids. The record is from RefSeq and is a predicted model, not a curated record.
AGAAGAGUAAACGUAUAACUGGGCCCGGCCCGCAAACUCCUGCAUUCAGGUUUUCCCUUCUGUCCAUCAUUUCGACUUUCGACUGCAUCACCACCCUCGUCAUCGCAACAAUGGAAGAUUCUCAUCACCACCACCACCCCGACGACACCCAUCAUCACCCACCCUCCUCCUCCCCUCCCACCACCGGCACCUGCUGCAAGUGCGGAGGCCCUACAACCUUUGCCCCCCCUAUCCCAACCCCUAUCUUCUCCCCUCCCCCAACCUACCGCCCCAUCCGCGCCCCAGCAAUCCCCCCAGACCCCAACUCUACCCGCGCUAUCAUCCUCUCCCCGGUUCCACAACCUCAAAAGGUUCCCAUUUUGCCGCCACCCUACGACUUCCACACCCCCACCAAGCGCAUUCACUCCCCCGAUGAUAUUCGCUCCUUCCACGACUCCUUCUCCGGCAAAAACUUCCUCGGCUUCGUCGUCGCACUCUCCGAAUCCAUCCGCGGCCGCAAAAUCUCCGAUCAGUGUCACGAAUCCCCGACCAUUCUCGCCGUGCUCUCUAUCCUUGAAACCCUAACCCUAUUCGCCGACGAAACCCCCCCUGUCCCACAAUCUGCGCGCUACGGAAACGUCGCGUAUCGCACCUGGCACGAGAAAAUGUCCAAUUCCGCAGAAUCACUGAUCUUAAAGCUCCUCCCGGAGAAUCUGCGCUCGGCGACUGUCGAACUCGUGCCUUACUUUGCUGACUCCUUUGGUAACGCGAGCCGCAUCGACUACGGCACCGGCCACGAGACGAAUUUUGCGGCGUGGCUGUACUGCCUGGCGCGGCUGGGAGUGGUCGGAGAGGAGGAUUAUCCGGCUCUAGUGGCGAGGGUGUUCGUGAGGUACUUGGAUCUCAUGAGGAAAUUGCAGUUGUUGUAUUGCUUGGAGCCUGCAGGAUCUCAUGGUGUGUGGGGGCUUGAUGAUUACCACUUUUUGCCCUUCAUAUUUGGGUCUUCGCAGUUGAUUGAUCACAAAUAUAUGAAGCCUAAGUCCAUUCAUAAUGAGGAUAUCUUGGAGAAUUUCUCCAAGGAGUAUCUUUACCUUGCUUGCAUUGCCUUUGUGAAGAAGGUGAAGAAGGGGGUGUUUGCCGAGCACUCGCCCAUGCUGGAUGAUAUCAGUGGGGUGCCCAAUUGGAACAAGGUGAACGGUGGGUUGCUCAAGAUGUACAAGGCUGAGGUUCUUGAAAAGGUCCCCAUCAUGCAGCAUUUCCUCUUUGGAUCGAUAAUUAAGUGGGAAUAGUUCUUGGCGUCCACUGCCGGCUUUCUUGUGAGGACAAGCUAUAUAAAAUAGGUUGAUGAAAUCAGUAUGGGAUUGCUUGGUGGGGAAUUAUACCCGUGGCAAAAUUUUCACCAAUCUUUUGAUGUACUCACUAUAUCGACUUUGCAUAUUUUAGAUAACAUAUAGCACCUUCGUAAAGGUAAAAGAUAAUGGAAAGAGUUUCUCGUUUUGCCAUAUGACUGACGUCAAUGUUUGCUACGUGUAGAAAGAUGGUUCUACUUCUGUACUAGCAAGAAUAUCAAGUUGAUGUAUUCAUUGCUGUUUCUGGUUCUUGCGUUAUGAGCAGCUUAGAGUGUAGCCCCUUAAUCAUGUGAUGAGAUUUGGAUACGAUUGAAUUUUGUAGUGAAUAAAUAAGUUCGAAAUUUUGUUAUUA